AUGAGUGAAUCUCAUAAUCAUGCCAGUGAACUGGUAAAGCAUGGUGCUUCUACACGACAGCAAAAGAGAACAUGUACAUCAGUCACAAGCAAAUGUGGAGAAAACUCAUCUCCAUUUUUUCUUGCCCGAUCCAUUGCUGUAGCUAUGGGGAUUCGUUUCAUUGUAAUGGUAGUGAUAUGCAGUGCCAUGAUCAUAAAUUCACUAUUCAACCAAGAAGCUCCAAUUUCUUUGAAAGAAAACUACUGUGGUCCAUGUCCUAAAAACUGGAUAUGUUAUAGAAAUAACUGCUACCAAUUUUUUAACGAGAGCAAAAGCUUGUACCAGAGCCAAGCUUCUUGUAUGUCUCAAAAUUCCAGUCUCCUGAAGAUAUACAGCAGAGAGGAACAGGAUUUCUUUAAAUUGGUGAAGUCAUAUCAUUGGAUGGGACUAGUACAAAUUUCCACAAAUGUUUCCUGGCAGUGGGAAGAUGGUUCCAUUCUCUCACCCAACCAACUAACAAUGGUUGAAAUGCAGAACGGAAACUGUGCAGUCUAUGGCUCAAGUUUUAAAGCUUAUACAGAAAACUGCUUAACUCCAAACACAUAUAUCUGCAUGCAGAGGAUUGUGUAA
This is a messenger RNA of Eubalaena glacialis (North Atlantic right whale), 609 nucleotides long. RefSeq names its product killer cell lectin like receptor K1 (gene KLRK1). Gene Ontology annotation, molecular function: signaling receptor activity. The coding region runs from base 1 to 609 and encodes 202 amino acids. Gene Ontology annotation, biological process: positive regulation of natural killer cell mediated cytotoxicity. The transcript has 6 exons. Gene Ontology annotation, cellular component: external side of plasma membrane. The record is from RefSeq and is a predicted model, not a curated record. Lineage: Eukaryota; Metazoa; Chordata; Mammalia; Artiodactyla; Balaenidae.